Molecule: messenger RNA, 531 nt
Organism: Cryptococcus wingfieldii CBS 7118
Lineage: Eukaryota; Fungi; Basidiomycota; Tremellomycetes; Tremellales; Cryptococcaceae
Exons: 3
Coding region: 1-531 (176 amino acids)
Source: RefSeq, a predicted model, not a curated record
AUGCCCAAGAAAGAGGCCGUCUCAGGUUCAAAGACCAAGAAAGCCCCGGCUCAACAAUCAUCGACCAGUAUCGACGACAUCUUUGCCGCCCCUAAAGCCAAGAAGACUUCUACGGUCCCGGAACCCAACACCAAGAAGGACAAAGGCAAGUCGAAAGCUUCUUCUGAAGCAAAUGUUGCUUCCUCAAGCAAGGUAGAGGAAGGCGAGAAGAAGAAGAAGAAGAAGGUCAAGAAGGCCGCCGAAUUCAAGCCUGAAGAAGAGGUUGAGGAAAGCAAGGUGGAGACUGUAGUUGAUCCUUCGACUAUUCCCGUGGCGGUGCCCGAACCGGCUGUCAAGCCAAAGAAGGAUAAGGGAAAGAAGAGGUCUGCCCAGGAGGAUGAGGAGGACGAGAUGUUCAAGGAUUCUCGGGGAACUGGGCCUCGGCGAAAGACGGAGGAAGGCUUCUUGAUCUACAAGGAGAAAGAGCUGGAGAUCGACCCCGAGGCUGGGGGUACACCCCUUUGUCCAUUCGACUGUGACUGCUGCUUCUAA